AAAAAUAUAUUGUUAUGGCGAAUUAUUGAAAGCAGUCAAUAUUCAUAAAUUAUUUCCGGAUUCGAAGACCUUUGUUGAUAUGCCAAUGACGAAAGAUCCACAUGAAGUGUGGAGUGAGUUCGAAAAAAUAUAUGAUUUUAAAAGAGAACAUGUCGAAAAAUCCGAUUUGGAAAAUUUCAUUAAAAAAUAUUUCACUGAAGCAGGAACAGAAUUAACUGAUUGUGAUUUGGACGACUGGAAAGAAAUGCCAAAGAAACUUAUGCGAAUUCAAGAUAAUCACCUAAGAAAAUGGGCUUUAGAAUUGAACCGAAUGUGGCUCCGUUUAUGCCGAAAAGUCAAACCUGGUGUGAACUCUAAUCGAAAUUCACUAAUAGAUGUUCCAUAUCAUUUCAUUGUUCCUGGAGGGCGAUUUCGAGAAUAUUAUUAUUGGGACGCUUAUUGGAUUAUCAAAGGUCUGAUUGCGUGUGAAAUGUACAAUACAACGAAAGCGAUGUUAAUGAAUUUUGAGAACCUUGUUGAUCGGUUAUACGGUUUUAUACCAAAUGGUGGGCGAAUUUACUACUUACGAAGAUCACAGCCUCCAUUUUUCGCUGGUAUGGUUUAUGAAUACAUCGAAGCAACAAAAGAUUACGAUUUUCUGAAAUCAAUUCUGCCAGCAGUGAUCAAAGAACUAGGAUUUUGGCAGAAUUAUAGGACCAUCCUAAUAAAGAAAGGCAAAUUCACCCAUCGGUUAUUUCAAUAUAAUACGCCAACUAAUGUAGAGAGGCCAGAAUCGUUUGCAGCGGAUCACAUGAUUGGCAAGCAAGUUCAUGCUGCUGAUAGACCAAAGUUGUUCCAGAACAUUGCAUCAGCAGCUGAAUCAGGAUGGGAUUUUAGUAGUCGAUGGUUCCAAGACAAAAUGUCUAUGAGAACAAUAGAAACGACAGAUAUUGUUCCAGUAGAUUUAAAUGCAAUAAUGUGCUGGAAUAUGAAAAUUAUAUCCUACUUAUCCUAUUUAGCCGGAGAUCGCGAUCGAUCAGUAUGUUAUGAAAAGCAGAGUAAUAGUUUUCGACGUUCAAUGCGAUCAGUUUUCUACGACAAAAAAAAAGGUGUUUGGCUUGAUUAUAAUUUAAGAACUGAGAGGUUAAAUUCGGAAUUCUAUGGAUAUAUUGCUGUUCCACUAUUUACUAAAUGUUAUCAACAGCUAAAUCUUCGGAAAUCUUUUCAAAUUGUCGAAUUCAUGAAUGCUUUCAAUCUUGCUCAUAAAUGGAUUAUGGGCAAUUACAUGGUUUAUCAAAAAACUGGUCAUAUGUGGGAAAAGGUUGAAAUUUGA
Molecule: messenger RNA, 1312 nt
Organism: Dracunculus medinensis (Guinea worm)
Lineage: Eukaryota; Metazoa; Nematoda; Chromadorea; Rhabditida; Dracunculidae
Source: the annotation of a GenBank genome assembly